Molecule: messenger RNA, 2199 nt
Organism: Scomber scombrus (Atlantic mackerel)
Lineage: Eukaryota; Metazoa; Chordata; Actinopteri; Scombriformes; Scombridae
Gene: chst2b
Product: carbohydrate (N-acetylglucosamine-6-O) sulfotransferase 2b
Exons: 1
Coding region: 37-1434 (465 amino acids)
Biological process (GO): carbohydrate metabolic process; N-acetylglucosamine metabolic process; sulfur compound metabolic process
Cellular component (GO): Golgi membrane
Molecular function (GO): N-acetylglucosamine 6-O-sulfotransferase activity
Source: RefSeq, a predicted model, not a curated record
UUCGUUCAGUGGUGAGAGCCACUCUCCGGGGUACAGAUGAGAGGCAAACAAUAUCAUCAACCACUGAAGUUGACAGCGCCUUGGGAGAAGGAUGCUGGUUUUGGGAGGAAGCUUAAAACCUACAGGAAUCAUACCAAGAUAAUAGCACAGCCUGGGAUCGUGAUGAAAGUCCUCCGCAGGAAGAGGAUUGUGUUAUUUAUGGCCUAUUUCUUGCUGCUGGUCCUGACUAUGCUCAACUUGGCUAAUUAUAAAUGGACUAAGGAGCCACAGCAGUGUAAUCAUCAGAUGAGGAGCACCACUUAUCAGAGCAGAUCUGACAUUCGCUUCCUGUACAGGCCUUCUCUGGCCAAAAAGAGACAGCUUAUCUACGUUCUGACCACCUGGAGGUCAGGCUCGUCUUUUUUUGGGGAGCUUUUUAACCAAAAUCCUGAAGUGUUCUUCUUGUACGAGCCAAUGUGGCACAUCUGGCAGAAACUGUACCCGGGUGAUGCAGUGUCUUUACAAGGGGCAGCCAGGGACAUGCUUAGCUCCUUAUACCGCUGUGAUUUGUCUGUUUUCCAACUUUACAACAGCCCCGGGGGCAAGAAUUUUACCUCCUUAGGACUAUUUGGGGCCACCCUCAAUAAAGUGGUGUGUUCUUAUCCCCUCUGCUCUGCCUACAGAAAAGAAGUGGUGGGGAUGGUGGAUGAUAAGGUGUGUAAAAAGUGCCCCCCUCAAAGCCUUAGACUGUUGGAGGAGGAGUGCCUCAAAUAUAGCACCAUAGUCAUUAAAGGGGUACGCAUUUUGGACGUUAACGUGUUGGCCCCACUAAUGGAGGAUCCAUCCUUGGAUUUGAAAGUGAUACACCUGGUCAGAGACCCACGGGCAGUGGCCAACUCUAGGAUCAAAUCCAGACAUGGCCUGAUAAGGGAGAACUUACAGGUGGUCCGCAGCAGGGACCCUAAACUUCGCCGGAUCCCAUUUGUGGAUCCUGGUCACAAAGCCAACAAGAAGGAUGGCUCAGACUACCACUCCAUAGGAGCCAUGGAGGUGAUCUGUGACCGCACCUCCAGGACAUUGAGGACUGCCUUAAACCCACCCAGCUGGCUGAAGGGGAAGUACAUGGCUGUGCGGUACGAGGACCUGGUCGAGAACCCAGCUAAGACCUUGCGGAACAUAUACCGUUUCGCCAACCUGACCACCAACCAUGACAUCGAGUCAUUUGCGCUGAACAUGACCAGCGGCUCCAGUUCCUCCUCUAAGCCAUUCAUUGUCUCAUCCAGGAAUGCCACACAAGCUGCUAGUGCAUGGAGAACAGUGCUCAGCAUUCAACAAAUCAAACAAGUGGAGGACUACUGCCACCAUGCCAUGUCUGUGCUGGGGUACGAAAGAGUGAGAACAGCCGGGGAGGCGAAGGACUUGAGCAAAUCACUACUGACACACUCCAAACUGUGAAGACAUCCUCACCACCAAAGACCUUAUGAUUUAAUGUUCAUUUUGCAUCGAGUGCCGUUUCCUCUUCUUGUGGAAUUAAAGCUUUACUUUAAAUCAGUGUUUGAGGAGCUCCACUGGCCACAUUUGGAAUGUAUCUUGUUUCCCUCAGUUGAAUUGCAGUGGUGUUCAAAGGGACCACUUCUUUUAUAUUGGAAUACUCUAUGUAUUUGACAAUGCAAGGCCUACUAACAAUGGCUUGAACAUUAAAGCUGCAACUAUGGAAAAAAAACCCAGCUGUAUAAUUCAUGUAUCUUGUUAUGAUGACACUUCAAAGUGGAUGUUUUGGGGUUAUUUUUGAAUGUUGAAAACCUUACAAAAAAUAUGUUUUUUCAGUCUCCAUACUGUCUGUAAAGGUGAAAAAUAGUGGAUGAAAGAAAAAAAACUAAAAAAACAAACAACAACAAAAAAAAAAUCUCAUUGCUAAUGUCUAUUUGUAAGAUCUGGUUGAAGUCAGAGACAAUCAAUUAAGUGGUUUGUUGAUGUGCCAUACUGUAGGUAGAGGUGUGAUGAAUAGGCCACAUCCGAACAGCAGUAGUGCUAUCUCUAGAUUUAAAAAAAAAAAAGGGAUGUUUUGAUUGUUGUCACCAAAUCCUUGUAGGAUAAUAUCAUGCACUGUGGACAAUGUCAUGGCUCUGGAGCUGGAAAGUCUCUCUCAGUGUCAGUGUAAGCAGUCUGUUCUACCAUUUCAAAUGUUUACAAUUGCUUGCUCUUAUAAAAAACACAUGA